GGGCUGCUAGACAAUUUUCUUAUUCCUAAAGCUAGCAAUGCUGAAAGUAAAGUCUUUUACCUGAAAAUGAAAGGAGAUUAUUAUAGGUACUUAGCAGAAGUUGCUACUGGUGAUCAAAAAAAUAGUGUUGUUGAAGAAUCUCAGAAAUCUUACCAAGAAGCUUUCGAUAUCAGUAAAAAUAAAAUGCAGCCAACCCAUCCCAUCAGGUUGGGUUUGGCUUUGAACUUUUCUGUAUUUUACUUUGAGAUUCUGAAUGCACCAGACCGUGCUUGCCAUCUUGCAAAGCAGGCGUUCGAUGAUGCAAUAGCAGAAUUAGACACACUAAAUGAAGACUCUUAUAAAGAUAGUACACUAAUCAUGCAACUCCUAAGAGACAAUUUAACGCUGUGGACGUCAGACACGCAAGGAGAUGGUGAAGAACAACCAGAAGCAGGUGACAACUGAUAGUCAUGAAGCACUACCUAUUUCAAACACGUCCCCAGCCUCAAACAACAAAAAAGCCUUUAAUUGUUAUUGAUUGCACCACCAACUGAGCAUAGCCCAAAACUGAAGACCAUUAGUUUAUGUUAAAAUGGAAAGACUUAACAGUGAUGCCUUCAAACCGAGUUUGUCAGAAUGUGUGUGGAUGCUCAUUUGCUGCAGAGAUGAAUUGGGCUUUGCUAGAACUGAGCCACUCAAAAGAAAAGCUGGUGGUUUUUUCUUUACAUGUAUCAUUUCUCUUAUCCAGACCUUGCAGGUUUAUGCUCAAGAUAUUCGUGGAAACCAAUCUCAACCUUGGCAGAACUUGCCUAGUCUGGAGUGAAACGCAAUCGGGAGCUCCCGACAGCCGAAAGUUUCAUGUUUUUGUUAUACAAUAGUCAUUGUUUCUAGGUUUAAUUUUAUGGCCAAAUGUAUAACUUCAGUUUUCUUUUAACCUAUGUCGUUAACCUUGUAUCCUGUGGUGGUAGCUAAAUUAUUUUGACCAGUUUGUGACGUGACAAAUAUCCUUUGUUAUUUUUAAUAAAUUCCUGUUUGGCCCAAAAUUAAACUUUGGGAUUUUAAUUUUAUUAAAAUGUAAAAAAGUGUCAUUUGAUAUUUUGUACAACCAUAUGGUCAGUAUUAGUUUUAUUUUGUGUUUUAACGAUUGAUCCGUUUUAUUGAUUGAUCCACAUAACAAAACUACUAUUGGCCUUAGCAGAUAACAUCAAAAUUAGCUGGAGCAUUUUAAUAAAGCAAUGUCACAUCUCAUACAUCUUGUGCUUGCAUUUUUU
Messenger RNA from Uloborus diversus, 1250 nucleotides. Its product is annotated as 14-3-3 protein zeta. Gene Ontology annotation, cellular component: cytoplasm. Gene Ontology annotation, biological process: signal transduction. Lineage: Eukaryota; Metazoa; Arthropoda; Arachnida; Araneae; Uloboridae. The record is from RefSeq and is a predicted model, not a curated record.